CUGCUACGACGUCAUCACGCAGCACAGUCAAGUGUCGUCAGUAGGAGCGAGCCCAGCAGCAAACAAGUGUAUCUAAGAUUACAGGUUAAAUAUCGGUGUGUCUGUGUUUUACCUGAGUCAAACAUGUACUACAAACUAAAUGGAGUAACGCAGCGGCUCACCGGUGCUCCUGCCGCCGCCUACUGCCCGCAGGGUCUGCGUCCCACUAUCCCAGCCGUCAGCCCUCCUAUGACCUUUGCAACUCCAACCAAGCUGGUGUCUGAAGCAGGAAGUCAAGUGGAAUAUCUGGGAGCCAACAAAGUCCCCCAUCUCCAGAAGGCCUUUCAGAUGUCUGACGGGAUCCCAGUCCACCUGAAGAGGGGUGUCAUGGAUAAGCUGCUCUACCGGACCACCAUGGGUCUGACUGUUGGGGGGGCGCUUUACUGCCUGGUGGCGCUCUACAUUGCCGCUCAGCCCAGAAAAUAGUGAGGCUGCAGAGUUGCCUCCCUCCGAUUGGUCAAGACGUUUUUUGAAAGCUGGCUGACAGACGACAAGGUGUUCAUCCACCAUUAAUGUUUCCUGGCUAAGCUUUCAGAGACAGACAAUUUACAGAGCUCUAAAAUAAAUAUUUUGUACAGAAAAGGUAUUAUUGAUGUGAAGAAAUGACAUUAAAAUUUAUUUUGUUUUAAAAGAA
Messenger RNA from Labrus mixtus (cuckoo wrasse), 673 nucleotides. RefSeq names its product cytochrome c oxidase subunit 7A-related protein, mitochondrial-like. Gene Ontology annotation, biological process: mitochondrial respirasome assembly; mitochondrial electron transport, cytochrome c to oxygen; regulation of oxidative phosphorylation. NCBI's taxonomy places the organism in Eukaryota, Metazoa, Chordata, Actinopteri, Labriformes, Labridae. The record is from RefSeq and is a predicted model, not a curated record. The coding region runs from base 124 to 465 and encodes 113 amino acids. The transcript is spliced from 3 exons.